Molecule: messenger RNA, 501 nt
Organism: Thelazia callipaeda (thelaziosis nematode)
Lineage: Eukaryota; Metazoa; Nematoda; Chromadorea; Rhabditida; Thelaziidae
Source: the annotation of a GenBank genome assembly
AUGGAUUGUGAUAUCUGCUUGGAAAUUCUUACUCAACUUCGACUGCCAGCAACAGUCGACGUGCAGUUAGCUGAUGCUUUAAAUCUGCCUUAUAGGCGAGAAAAACUUAUUCAAGCAUUUGCAUCUUUUUAUUAUUUCACAAAAUAUUUACAUAUUUAUAUUCAUGCAAGCAGGAAAAAAUGUUUUGGAUGCGCACUUAUUAGAAACGAAAACAAAAGCGUUGCACGUUUGCACAUUACCUCUUACUUUCUUUAUCUUAGAUCAAACAGUAUUGACGCAGCUUUACUGAUUUCGGUCUUGCAUCAUUUUGCAACACUAACUCGCAGGAAACAAGCACUGUUAGAAGUUGCACGAUGCUUAAAACCUUUGUAUGUCUUUCUUAUCUAUUUUUUCAAUUUUCUGCUAAAAAUUAGUCAUAAAGUGCAUAUCAAUAUACCGUAUUUUACCAAAAGUUUCAAUUACUUAUUUUCCAAAUUAACUCAUUUAGUACAGUAUGCUUGA